AUGGCCAAACUUGCAGUCCGAUCACUUGACCACCUAGUGCUCACCGUCCGGUCUAUUCCGGCGACCGUCGCCUUUUACACUACCCAUCUUGGCAUGCGUCACGAAAAAUUCACCUCGCCUGCCAAUAGGGAUGUUGAGAGGCAUGAAGAACCGAAAUUCACCCCUGUGGAGCGCCUACUAAUGUUCACGAAGGAAUUCGAGCCGAAGGCCCAGAACGUGCAGCCCGGAAGUGCUGAUUUAUGCUUCAUGACCGACACCAAUGUUGAGAGCGUGCUUCAACAAUUCCGAGAAGCAAAUAUUCAGGUCCUGGAGGGUGACAAGGUUGUUGAGCGAACUGGCGCACGGGGCAAAAUCCUGAGUGUUUAUGUGCGCGACCCCGAUGGAAAUUUAAUUGAGGUGUCAAAUUAUGCUUAA
Molecule: messenger RNA, 414 nt
Organism: Aspergillus affinis
Lineage: Eukaryota; Fungi; Ascomycota; Eurotiomycetes; Eurotiales; Aspergillaceae
Product: putative Catalytic activity: biphenyl-2
Exons: 4
Coding region: 1-414 (137 amino acids)
Source: RefSeq, a predicted model, not a curated record